AUGGCCUUGCGGUAUGAAAAUUUGGCGAGGGUGGCCCGCUCGGCCCGCCUGACGUACCUGCUAAUUGCCGUGGUGGUGGUGCUAUAUGUGCGCUCUCGCAACAGCGAUCCCGAUCACCAAUUGGACGAGCAAUCGCAGGCUUUGGAGACCCUCAUGCAGAAGGAGCGAGAGCGAGUCCUGAGGGAACGGGCCCUGGAAGUGGCCGACGAACACGUCCUGGAGACCAAGUGGUUCAAAGGCAACAAGCUCGACACCCGGUGUCCCGACUACGUCGAGUACUCCCAGCACAGACACGGUCCCUACUCGGAAGGACCCUUAAAACUGGCAUAUAUGCGUCCGGCCAAAGAUUGCCGCACCUUCACCAGCAGCGCCGUCGAGAGCGUCAUCGAGGACAUGCGGCUACGCAUGGCCGAUCCCGACCUGUUCCGCUUGUUUGAGAACGCUUUUCCCAACACUCUGGACACCACUGUUCUGUGGCACGAUCCAGAAAACGCAGAAACUAACAGCCCCCGCACUUUUAUUUCCACGGGCGAUAUCCACGCAGAGUGGCUGCGCGACUCGGCCCGCCAACUCAGCGUGUACCAGCCGCUCGUCAAGAAAGACCCCAAGCUGCAGCAAUUGAUCAAGGGAGCCAUCAUUCAGCAGGCCCUGUACAUCAAGAAGGCACCCUACUGCAACGCGUACCAGCCGCCAGAAGGCUCGGGGGUGGACCGCAGGCCGUCGAGUGUUGACUACGUUGGGCCGCGGCCGCCCUGGAAACACGUAUUCGAGUGCAAAUGGGAGCUGGACUCGCUUGCCUCGUUUCUCACACUGACUAACGAGUAUUACAAAAACUCGCACGAUAAGUCGAUCUUCCGCCACCAGAGCUGGAAAGACGCGUUUGACCUGAUUCUCACCGUGCUGCACCGCGAAUCGAUCCCCACAUUCGACGAGAACGGCGACCUGCUGCCGUUCUACUACACUUUCCAGCGCGAGACGAGAAUCGGCACGGAAACACUGAGUCUCGCCGGUUCAGGCAACCCCGUGUGCGGCAACACCGGGCUGAUACGCUCGGCGUUCAGGCCGUCGGACGACGCGUGCAUUUAUCAGCUGUUCAUCCCGGCCAAUGCGCAGUUGCAGGUCGAGCUGGCUAGGUUGGAGCCCGUUCUGCGCGAGAACGGUCUCGCAGACUUUGCAGACUCCGCGCGGGAGUAUGCUACGGCCAUUAGCAAGGGCAUUGAGGAGUUUGGCGUCGUGAACCAUAAAAAGUACGGCACCGUGUAUGCGUACGAGGUGGACGGCUUUGGCGGGGUGAACAUCAUGGACGACGCAAACGUUCCCUCGCUUCUGUCCCUGCCAGACAUGGGCUAUCUGGACAGAAAUGACGAAAUCUACCAGAACACUAGAAAGAUGAUCUUGUCCAAAGACGGCAACCCGUACUAUUUCCGAGGAAAGUACUUUAAGGGCAUUGGCGGCCCGCAUGUGGGGCUCUCGAAUGCCUGGCCGAUGGCGUUGCUGCUCCAGAUCCGCACAACAGACGACGAUAACGAGAUCGUCGAGCUUCUGGAGCUCGUGAAGACCACCACGGCGGGUCUGGGCCUGAUGCACGAGAGCAUACAUGUGAACGCCCCAAACCACCAGUACACAAGGCCGUGGUUUAGCUGGUGCAACAGCGAGUUUGGAAAGACGAUCCUCGACCUGGCAAAAAGAAAGCCGUACCUUAUUUUCAAGCACGAGUAUUCCGAGCCCUACAUAGUGUAA
Ogataea angusta is the source of this 1740-nucleotide messenger RNA. RefSeq lists its product as uncharacterized. Lineage: Eukaryota; Fungi; Ascomycota; Pichiomycetes; Pichiales; Pichiaceae. Bases 1 to 1740 code for a protein of 579 amino acids. The transcript has a single exon. The record is from RefSeq and is a predicted model, not a curated record. Gene Ontology annotation, biological process: carbohydrate metabolic process.